Messenger RNA from Salmo salar (Atlantic salmon), 5011 nucleotides. Its product is annotated as calcium/calmodulin-dependent protein kinase kinase 2. Gene Ontology annotation, biological process: protein phosphorylation; CAMKK-AMPK signaling cascade. Gene Ontology annotation, molecular function: protein serine/threonine kinase activity; ATP binding. The record is from RefSeq and is a predicted model, not a curated record. Lineage: Eukaryota; Metazoa; Chordata; Actinopteri; Salmoniformes; Salmonidae.
AAUACACAAUGAGUAACUUGACUAUAUACGUGGGGUGCCAGUACUGAGUUGCUGUGCAGGGGUACAAGGUAAUUAAGUACAUAUAGGUAGGGAUGAAGUAACUAACAGGAUUGCUAAUAAAUAGUAGCAGCAGUGUAUGUGAAGGGUCAAUUCAGAUAGUCCGGUUAACUAAUUAGCAGUUAUGGGGCGGUAGAAGCUGUUUAGGGUCCUGUUGGUUCCAGGCUUGCUGUGCGGUACCAGAGUGAACACUGUGAUUUUGGGGGGCUGGAGUCUGACAAUUUUUAGGUCCUUCCUCUGACACCGCCUGGUAUAGAGCUCCUGGAUGUACUGCCCUCUAUUGUCUUGUGGUUGGAUGCCAAGCAGUUGCCAUACCAAGCGGGGAUGCAGCCAGUCAAGAUGCUCUCAAUGGUGCUGUAGAACAUUCUGAAGGGGCAGCGGCUUUGUCAUGCCUUCACGACUGUGUGGACUCUUGAGUGAUUGUGAUGUGCAAUGCAAAUACUUUUUGGCCAUUAUUUUACCUGGUUUUCUUGGUCGUGAAAUAUCGUUUUUGCACCACAUGGUGGAGACAGAAUGAAUCAAGGCUACAUUAUGCUACUAUGCCAAGAAAGGCCAAUGCCAUGCAAACUUAGUGUUUUAGCUAUGCUUCCGACAAUUAGGGCCGAAUAUCUAUUUUUCCUUUUGUGAAUAUUCAGGGAGGGAUAAAUAAAACGUAACUGUCAGAGCGUCCAGCAUAUGGUCCACAACCUACAGCGUUUCACCCGCUGGCCACACGGUGUCUGCCCAGCUGGAUUGGUUCUUCAGAGAAUGCUCGCCACCUAUCACGAUGCGUCGUUCACUUUCUUCAUGUAGCUAGAUAUUUCACCAGCAACAUCAACGCUGUUUCAUACAGUCAGGUGGCUACCAUACGGAACGCCCUUAGUUCAUAAUUGCACAUGAAAAGGGCUGGAAACAAGCUGCUUCUUCAGCGAUCCACCAUAGUGAGGGAUCACAGAAGUUGAACGGCUUUAGCCUCAGAUCUCUAGGAGCAAGGCAUGCUCUGCUCUCCUGAUGUAGACCACUGAUGGAGCAGCGACAUACAGGCUCUGGGAACAGUCGUUGUCAUGUUUCCAUGUGUUUCCUCCUGGCCCUCUGCUGAGCCCCCGUCGCCCUGCGGCCAUGCCUCCCUGCCCACACACACUCACACACAGCCCCUGCCUGACCUACUGUGCAGCUGCCCCGCCCCGAAGAUGAACCCCCGCCCCGUGCCAGACUACAUGGAGUCCCUCAUCGUGGUGACCGAGUACGAGCCCAAGGGGGGUGAUGAGGUGGAGGACAUGGAGUGCUCCGAGACCCCUGAGCCCGGUGCGCCCCCCUUCAGAACCCACUCCUGCGACCUGCUGUCCCACUCUGUGGGCAGCCCCGAGGCCCUGUCCCCUGAGCCCCAGGGGCACAGAGGAAGACUAAAUCUGUCAGACCGGAAGCUGUCCCUGCAGGAGCGCUCCCAGACGGCGUCGUCCCCCAACGGGCGCUACAUCUACCCCUCGCUGCCCUACUCGCCCAUCACCUCGCCCCACUCCUCCCCCCGGCUGCCCCGUAGACCCACCGUGGAGUCUCACCGCGUCUCCAUCACUGACCUACAGGACUGCGUGCAGCUCAACCAGUACAAGCUGAAAGAUGAAAUCGGAAAGGGCUCCUAUGGUGUUGUCAAGCUGGCCUACAAUGAAGACAACAACACUUAUUACGCGAUGAAAGUGCUGUCCAAGAAGAGGCUGAUGAGGCAGGCAGGUUUCCCACGGAGACCACCCCCCCGCGGAGCCAAAGCAGUCCCCGAAGGCCCCCCUCAGCCAAAAGGACCACUGGAACGGGUCUACCAGGAGAUUGCCAUCCUAAAAAAGCUGGACCAUCCCAAUGUAGUGAAGCUGGUGGAGGUUCUUGACGACCCUGGUGAGGACCAUCUGUACAUGGUGUUCGAGCUGGUCAAAAAGGGGGCUGUGAUGGAGGAGUUGCCCACGGACAAGCCGCUGAAUGAGGACCAGGCUCGGUUCUACUUCCAAGACCUGGUCAGGGGGAUUGAGUUCUUGCAUUACCAGAGGAUCAUCCACCGGGACAUCAAGCCCUCUAACCUCCUGGUCGGGGAGGACGGUCACAUUAAGAUCGCUGACUUCGGGGUCAGUAACCAGUUCGAGGGGGCCGACGCCCUCCUGACCAGCACGGUAGGCACGCCCGCCUUCCUCGCCCCCGAGACCCUCUCCGAGACCAGGAAGAACUUCUCCGGCAAGGCAUUGGAUGUUUGGGCCAUGGGAGUGACGCUGUACUGUUUCGUGUUCGGAGUGUGUCCCUUUAUGGAUGAACGCAUCAUCAGUCUUCAUCAGAAGAUCAAGACUCAGCCAGUGGAGGUGCCAGAGCAUUCAGACUUAUCUGACGAUCUGAAAGAUCUGCUACUGAAGAUGCUUGACAAGAAUCCAGAAACCAGGAUAUCAGUACCGCAGAUUAAGGUGCACCCGUGGGUGACGCGGCAAGGAGCGGAGCCCCUCCCUCUGGAGGAUGAUAACUGCUGCAUGCUGAUCGAGGUGACCGAGGAGGAGGUGGAGAACUCUGUCAAACACAUCCCCAGCCUGGCCACUGUGAUCCUGGUGAGGACCAUGCUGAGGAAGCGCUCCUUUGGGAACCCCUUUGACUGGGGCCGUCAGAGAACCGAAGACCGAGGCACCGGUCUGUCUGCACCAGGACACAUGCUCACCAAAGGGAGAGCGGGCAAUGUGAGAUACUGCUACAUUCAUAGUAACCAAAGAAGGAAACAAGAGAGCGGGGAGGGCAUGAGAAGUAUGGACCUGCCCUUGGUGGGCGAAGAUGAGGCUCUUUCCUGAUGCGGUGUGGUUUCUCAGCGCGAGGGUGGAGGCAUGCUAGCGAAUUAUGUUGGUUGAAGCCACUAAUGUCUUUUGCGGAGGUGGACAGGACUGUUCUAGGGAUGUGACGGGGGCCUGAACACCCUUUUGGUGAAAGCUCCCUCCUGACUGUCACUCACUAACACCCAUCUGUAAUGCAUGCUCAUGUUUCUAGUCAUAGCAUGCUCUGUCUCAGGCUUCUGAUAUAAAGGUCUGUAUUAGCCUAGGUACAUGUGUUUCUCCAGCCUCUCCUCCGUUUGAAAAGGCUCUGAUGUUUACUGCAGGGGUAUGGGGGACGGGAGAGUGUGUUUGGGGACACAUAUUAGUAGAGCAAGUUACUUGACUAUGAUUGUCUGGACCACUCAUCAUUAAUUUGGACAGUUUUGUAACGAUAAACAGGAGAGGUUUAUUGAAACGAAAGAUAGAGAAAAAGAAGCUUUGCUACGUUCAUAGUAUGCAUGUGAGUUUGUUUCCUUCCCAAUACACCCAUUGUAUACGCUACAUAAGUUGCACGUUCAUAGAAUUAGUUAUUGAUGCAUAAUCUCUUUCUUUGAUUCAUUCAGUCCUCACUAAUGGUUUGUUGUACAAUGUCUCCCAGUUACUACAACUGGUAAAGAGCUUUUUAAAAACGACGUGUUUUCUAACGUGUUUACUUCUCAAACGUGCAGCGGGUCAAGGGGAUGAUACAAUGUUGAAGCUCAAGUCAAAAUAAUGUGUUUGUGGCAUGUUUGUUUCUUUAAGCUUUUUACAUGGUAAUAGAUUGACGGGUGUGGUUUUUAAACAUCUCAUUUUCAGGACACCAAAAAGAAAAUCAAUUGUGUAUUUUGUAAACGAAUAGCAAACACCUUUAAAACAAGUGAUUAUUUCUAUUGCAAUGUCAUUGUGAAAUUAUAUGAAUUAUUUUCUCUUACAAAUUCAUUUCACUCCCAGGCAUAUAGUGUGGCUGCAGACCUCUUGUACAAAUCUAUGCAUGGCAUAUCUGUUAUGGAAAUGUUGGAAUUCAUUUGACAUAGAUAAAGUUGUCAUCAGAUAUGGUAAGAUACAAACGUGCUAGUAGAAAUCAGACAUUGCCACUGGGUUGCAACUCUUUCCAUGUCUAAGCGGUCGAAUGAUCUCCCUAGUUGUCUUGUGGCAUGUUUUUUUUUUUAAAUGUUUACCUCUUGCCUUUUUUUGCACGUUGUUAGACAGUGUUUGUGUAUGGAUAGCUACAGUCACUGGACAUGUUUGGUUCCAUAGUAUAUCAUUGAAACGACAUUAAUUCAACAAUUAAUGCUUCCAACAUACAGAUUUUUUUCAGCACCAACGUGUUGAAUAUAUGACAAAGGUACACAUUUUUUGGGGGGGGGGUGAACAUUUCUUGCAUGUCACUGCUGUAUGUUAAAAACAAUCUGAAUUGUAUGUUGUGUGUUUUUUAAGACUUAUUACUUACUAUGCAUACGAAAUGUCACUCUGUGGUGCAACGCUCGACCCUGUCAUUGGUCUGUCAUGUAUACUGUGUUGUUAGAUGGUACAGUAUCUAAUUGAGGUCUCUGUAUACAGUAGCUGACCGCUUACUAUGGCAGUACCUGUUUGGAGAUCUCACCAUCUUGUGUAAAAUGUUCAGGAAUAAUAUUACGGAAUAUUAAAAUGAAGGAGAAGAUACUGACUAUGACCUCAGUCCAGAUCAGAAGCGGCGGUUCGAGCGCUGGGCCUGUAACCGAAAGGUUGCUAGUUUGAAUCCCUGAGCCGACGAGGGAAGAACAUUUAAAUUACAACUUAUUUUAUCACUCCACAUCAAAGUGCUCCCCUCCCCUUCAUUAUAUCAAAGAAGAGGUUGGGUUUGACUACAGGGCUGAAUUAAAUGCAACCCACAGAAUUCUGUAUUUGUAUUUAUACAUAUAUUUAAUCUUCGCUUUUUGUUUCAGUCUUUGCCCAAUAUUAUUGAAAGGGCUAGGAUUACCUUUACUGUCCAUAUCACACAAUGUACUGUAGAAUAAUGCCAUCCAUUGUAGUGAGAGCUUUGGUGCCUCUACCCAAAUGCAUGCCAACAUACUAUUAAAAAUACCAUUGAAUUGUCAUAGCAUAACAGAGCUUCUCACAAAACAAGAGCUCAUAAUGAUUGAAUCUAUAUUAUCCAGUUCAUUAUGAGUAAAUGACAGUUAACUUUC